This is a messenger RNA of Gryllus bimaculatus (two-spotted cricket), 1470 nucleotides long. NCBI's taxonomy places the organism in Eukaryota, Metazoa, Arthropoda, Insecta, Orthoptera, Gryllidae. The record is from the annotation of a GenBank genome assembly.
AUGUUCGACAGCUAUGUGACCAUUACUUCUAAGCUGUCCGGGCCGACGUUUCGCCUGUCAUAUCGCAGACUUCUUCAGGGUAGUGACCUGACUUCUUGGCUGUCUGGGCCGGCAUUUCGCCUGUCAUAUCGCAGGAUUCUUCAGGGUAGUGACACAGUAAAACUCCGCCUCCGGUGUUGUAUCUUUUUUCAGCCUAGGGGCUCGGGUAACGCAAAGGUCCCUCUGAUUGGCUCGCGGUCUGAGCCAACCCGGGCUUCGCACCAGCCUCCCCGCGCAGCCAACGACGCGGCGUCACCCGGACAGCUUAGAACCUACGUGUACAGCUAUGAAGUACCCAGCCAUCAGCGCCACCAUCGACGGGCAGCGCUGCGCGUGCCACAUCGAGCCCUACCGCAUCUACUGCGACUGCGCCCCGGACCCCUCCUGCUGCGGCUGCUGCUGCUGCUUCCUGGGCUAGCCCCGCCUCCGCCACAGGUACCAGCGCACAGCGCACAGCGCACAGGGCAUGGCGAAAGAUACGAGGGGGGAACGCAGCGCAGGGCUCACGGCUCUCGGAUGAGACGCUACCCAAUGAGAGGGCGUGCAACUAGAGAUGAGAAUAGGCGCAGCACUCGGCUGGCGACAUCAUUCCAUGCCCUGAGCCACCUCAACAGGCCUGACCGGUCGAAAGAGCCGCGGACAGCCCCAUUCGAUGGCGGAGUGGCGAUGGCGGUGGCGGUGGCAGGCUCAGGGGCAGGGGCCGGGGGCGGCGCAGCGGAAGCUGCGGCGCUGGAGGCGCCCUGCGCCGGCGGAAGCGCGCGCUCUCAGGAAGCAGCUGCGUCAGGUGGCGGCGGCGCGGAGCGAAUCUCAUCCGCAGCGCAGCGCGGCGCUCAAGGCCGUCGCCCUGGGCGCCCUCCACCUGAAGACCGCUCCAAACAAGCGGCACUCGGCGAAACCCGAGUGAUGUGGACGGAUUGCUCGCGAUUCACCGAGCGCCGAACAUUCGGCCCUACCCACCGCGUGUCAGUCUUUAGGACACAUCAAAAGGAGCGAACAUUCGCCGAACACAUUAGCUGUUCGGGAUACGGCAUUCCGCGAAUCCCAAUUAGUGUGGACGGAUUGCUUGCAAUUCGCCGAGCACCAAACAUUCGGCAUUCGCCCUACUCACCGCGUGUCCACAUCAGCUGUUCAGGAUGCGGCAUUCGGCGAAUCCCGAGUAUCGCCGAGCGCAGAACGUUUGGCAUUCGCCCUACCCACCGUGUGUCAGUCUUUAGGACACAUCGAAGCGAGCGAACAUUCGCCGAGCUCAUCAGCUCUCGCUGCUCGGCGAAUGUAGAAUGUAAAUAUAUAAUAAUAAAUAAUAAUAAUAAUAAUAAUAAUAAUAAUAAUAAUAAUAAUAAUAAUAAUAAUAAUAAUGAAAAUAGCUCUCUUAACGCGCCGGGCGCCGCUACAGCUGCAAUUAAACGCCCGGGCAAACAGCACCUUAUCUGA